Messenger RNA from Procambarus clarkii (red swamp crayfish), 1142 nucleotides. The record is from RefSeq and is a predicted model, not a curated record. NCBI's taxonomy places the organism in Eukaryota, Metazoa, Arthropoda, Malacostraca, Decapoda, Cambaridae.
AUGUCCCUGUGCCCUCGACGUGUGUCCCGGCUGGGGUGGAUACAGGGGUCUUCUAUUGUGCUCGGCCUGGUACCCUAUGUGGUUGAGGAUGCUGCCGUCCUGCGGAGGGUGUUGGUUCGCCCGGCUUGUGACGCCCGUGUCUCUGGGUCGGCCUCCAGAUCUGAUGAUGUGCGGCCAGAGUCCAAGCGUUCCCGGCGAUCUUCUGCCUGGGCUGAUGUGGGAGAUUUGGACGACUAUGAAUCUUCCGGCGAUGGCGAAGUGGUUCCUUCUGGUUGCGUCACAUUCUACGGUGGUGGUGAAGUACAUGUGCCUGCGGCUGCCGGUGACAGUGUCUCGGACUUCCCUUUUGGUGUGGUGCCUGUGGAUCUUGCUUCGGCUGUGGUGUACCCAGUGGUGUCACACUGGGCCUGGUCAGACGCUGGCUGGCUCAAAGCUGAAGCCUAUCAGGAUUUUGCUGGUUCCGGCGUCGUCCACCUCACAGGGGGCGUGGCAGCUCUCGUCGGGGCUGUAAUUCUUGGGCCCAGAAUUGGUCGCUUCGGACCCAACAGCAAGGGGAUAUGCGGCCACUCCGUCCCGCUGGCAGCUCUGGGAGGCUUCAUCCUGCUCUUCGGGUUCCUGGCCUUCAACGGAGGGUCCCAAGCGUCCAUCAGCCACGAGGGUGAUGCUGUAGCUGUUGCCAAGUCCGUGGUGAACACCGUGAUCUCUGGGUGUUCAGGAGGCAUCACUGUGCUCUUGGUCUACCGCUCCGGGAUGUGUUGUCGGCCCUCAACCUGGUCCUUCCUUAUGGCUCUUAAUGGUUCUCUCACUGGGAUGGUGAGCACCCCUCUGGCCGUUGUCACUUGUUUACAACCCAAGCGCUGAUAGUGACGUCUAAAGUCUUUAUCACACUCAGCACUAGGAGAAUUUCGACCAAAAUGUUAAAAACAUUUUGCAUAAUUGGAAUGAAUACAUAGUUAUUAUAGGAAUUAUUAUUAUGUAAUUAGUAUUGGUCGCUUAUAAUUUAUACUCAUUCUUAAUGCAUAUUUUGUAUGAGGGAAGUCAAACUAUGCAACACUACAUGUAUGUGAGUCAAAACAAUCAUUUCACCAAUGGUAAAAGGAGAAAUGCUUGGAGUGACUCUGUACACAUGCGGCUCAGGCUUA